Messenger RNA from Myotis davidii, 1665 nucleotides. RefSeq names its product creatine kinase, muscle (gene CKM). NCBI's taxonomy places the organism in Eukaryota, Metazoa, Chordata, Mammalia, Chiroptera, Vespertilionidae. Gene Ontology annotation, molecular function: creatine kinase activity. The record is from RefSeq and is a predicted model, not a curated record. Gene Ontology annotation, biological process: phosphocreatine biosynthetic process. The coding region runs from base 159 to 1361 and encodes 400 amino acids. The transcript has 9 exons.
GAGGAGCAGCUGCCCUCCAGCCCCUCCCAGCCAAUGGCACGGCCCAGGCCCCACCUAUAUAAGGCCCGGGCUGCAGGCGCCUCCUCCGGGUCAGCGCUGCGCCCAGGACACAGACAGCCCUUUCAGCACAGCCCAGACAGGCCCCCCACGCCGCCGCCAUGCCGUUCGGAAACACCCACAACAAGUACAAGCUGAACUACAAGCCGGAGGAGGAGUACCCGGACCUCAGCAAGCACAACAACCACAUGGCCAAGGUGCUGACCCCUGACCUCUACAAGAAGCUGCGAGACAAGGAGACUCCUUCCGGCUUCACCCUGGACGAUGUCAUCCAGACGGGUGUGGACAACCCAGGUCACCCCUUCAUCAUGACCGUGGGCUGCGUGGCCGGCGAUGAGGAGUCCUACGUGGUGUUCAAGGACCUCUUCGACCCCAUCAUCCAGGACCGGCACGGGGGCUACAAGCCCACCGACAAGCACAAGACCGACCUCAACCAUGAGAACCUCAAGGGUGGAGACGACCUGGACCCCAACUACGUGCUCAGCAGCCGCGUGCGCACCGGCCGCAGCAUCAAGGGCUACACGCUGCCCCCCCACUGCUCCCGGGGCGAGCGCCGUGCUGUGGAGAAGCUCUCCGUGGAAGCCCUCAACAGCCUGACGGGCGAGUUCAAGGGGAAGUACUACCCGCUGAAGAGCAUGACCGAGCAGGAGCAACAGCAGCUCAUCGACGACCACUUCCUGUUCGACAAGCCCGUGUCCCCACUGCUGCUGGCUUCGGACAUUUCCAGACCCGGCAGUGCCAUGGUUCUCGCUGAGUCCGGGGCCGAGAUGUCACCAUGCGAUGGGGAGGUUCUCUGGCCCCGAGACCGGAUGCACAACGACAACAAGAGCUUCCUGGUGUGGGUGAACGAGGAGGAUCACCUCCGAGUCAUCUCCAUGGAGAAGGGGGGCAACAUGAAGGAGGUGUUCCGCCGCUUCUGCGUGGGGCUGCAGAAGAUUGAGGAGAUCUUCAAGAAAGCCGGCCACCCCUUCAUGUGGAACGAACACCUGGGCUACGUGCUCACCUGCCCCUCCAACCUGGGCACCGGGCUGCGCGGGGGCGUGCACGUGAAGCUGGCACACCUGAGCAAGCACCCCAAGUUCGAGGAGAUCCUCAGCCGCCUGCGCCUGCAGAAGCGGGGCACAGGUGGCGUGGACACAGCUGCCGUGGGCUCCGUGUUCGACGUGUCCAACGCCGAUCGGCUGGGCUCGUCCGAGGUAGAGCAGGUGCAGCUGGUGGUGGACGGCGUGAAGCUCAUGGUGGAGAUGGAGAAGAAGCUGGAAAAGGGCCAGUCCAUCGACGACAUGAUCCCCGCCCAGAAGUAGGCGCCCAGCCCGCCCGCCGCCGCCCGCCGGAGCCCCCGCCCAAGGGAAGGAAGGCCCGGCCCACUGGAGACGCGCCCCUGCCCCCGGAGGCCGGCCUGCGACGGCUUGGUCACCGAGGGGCCCCACCCAGUCCCUCUCGGAGCUCCUCUUCCAACCAGUUCCAACCACUGGGCCCCUCCUCUGGGUUCCGGCCAAUGCAAAACCUCUACUUUCCCGGAGCUCUGCCACGGGGAGCGUCCUCCACACGUGGCGCGCAUGCUUUUUCUCCGCUCAAAGCAACAAAUAAAAGCAAUGGUGGCCUUAA